This is a messenger RNA of Mercenaria mercenaria, 1747 nucleotides long. Its product is annotated as perlucin-like protein. The record is from RefSeq and is a predicted model, not a curated record. NCBI's taxonomy places the organism in Eukaryota, Metazoa, Mollusca, Bivalvia, Venerida, Veneridae. The transcript has a single exon. The coding region runs from base 161 to 853 and encodes 230 amino acids.
AAAGAAUUUUCGUAUAUUAAGAAACACGCAAACAUUCUGGAAUAUUAAAAUGAGAUCUUGGUGGACAAAACAUGUCUCAAAGUCCAAUUUUGAUAGUGCUUCUGGGCAUUUUUUUCUUUAAUUUGCAUUAGCGCAGCAGAAAUCCCGCAGACUUGAAAGAAUGCUUGUAUUUCUGCAAAACAAACUUACCUUCCUGGAAAAUAAAGUGUGUAAAGAUGAAAAGUCAGAACAGAGAAUAAUUGAAAUUUCCGACAAAGUGGAAAUUUUGAAUAUUUCACAAAAGGAAACAACGCAAGAAGUCGACGAAUUGAAGCAGCAAAAUGCUGAAAAUAAAGUGAACAUAUCUGAAUUAUUCAAUAAGCUUGAACAUAUUCAAGGCAAAUUCAACAAAAUGAACGGGGCGGCUUUUCUCGAAUGUGGCGCAUGGGAACGGGUUGGCUUCUCAUGCUACAAGUUUUUUGAUGAAGAAGUGGAAUGGGAGGUGGCCGUUCAAAACUGCAAGUUAGAAGACGCCUAUCUUAUUGAAAUUGACAGUUCUAUUGAAAACACUUUCGCCGUGAACAUCGUGAAUCAAACAAAAACUAGAAAUGUUACGGAUACUAGUGACUCGAAGGAUGGGAAUAGUGGACCUUGGCUGGGUGCUUCCGACAAACAAACGGAGGGUAACUGGGUGUGGGAGUAUAGUGGACGAUAUCUCAAUAGAGGAUUUCAAGGUUGGCAUGAUAGAGAACCAAAUGGAAAAUCAAGAGAAAACUGUUUGCAUUUACUUGAGAAACAGGAUUAUAAGUGGAACGAUACACCGUGUGCUAGGAAGAACCCUUAUGUAUGUGAAAAACCCGUGACAGUGAAAUGACAAGUAAAAUAGGAUAUAGAUAUGUCUUUAAGCGUAAAGUUAAAAGAACAAUGUAAAUGAAUCAGCGCUAUUUGAUUUUAAGUCAGUGAGUGAUUAUCGUUUGUAGUCUUUGUAGACAUGUACUUAAAAGCGUUGAAUACAGCGAACAAAACUCAAAAUGAUGUAUAUACCUUUUUUUUUGUAAACAUUGAAUAUUGAGGUAGGCAAUAUAUUAUGAGGAAAAACCAAUCUUCAUUCUGUUAGAAACGUGUACACAUAUACAGCUUGAUUGUUUAAAGUUUGCUUCUAUGUUUAUUUUAUAUUAAUGAGCCGCGCCAUGAGAAAACCAACAUAGUGCAUUUGCGACAGUCUGGUCAGGAUCCAUGCUGUUCGCUUUCAAAGCCUAUUGAAAUUAGAGAAACCGUUAGCGAACAGCAUGGAUCCUGACCAGAAUGCACUAUGUUGGUUUUCUCGUGGUGCGGCUCAUUUUAUUCUAUGAAGCAUUCUAUCAAGCAUAUUGAGAUGGCAUGCGUCAUACAAUGUUGAAAUAAUUCUACUUACAUAUGGGAAACAUAUGUUUACCAGCAUUUUCAUGGUAAAUUGGCAAAAUGUGUUACUUCUAUGCCUCCAAAACAUCAUAAAGAAAGCUGUGAUAUGUAAUUAACGAAACAAAAAGAUAUGAUGGUCACAUUUCUUCAAGGAAUAAUUGUUUCUUACAUCUUAAUAUUUUUAUUUGUUAAGUAGGUAGACUUUAUUUUAAAGUCGUGACUGAAGAUUGAACGUACAAUGUCAGAAUCAAACUUUUAUUUGGUAUUUUUCUGUUAUGUUUUUGCUUUACAUUUCUGUUAGUAUUCAGAACUGUUUGACAUAGUAUUUGUGUAUUAAUUAUGUCACUAAACUAGAACAUCUACAUUG